CCUGACAACCAGCUGAAGACGAAGAAGUCUGUUCGGCCAAUCACGCUUCGAGACGUCAUCCCUCCGCGUCUGCACUCUGACGGCGCUGACGUCGGGAAGACAGAAGUAGUCAAAGUCUUCCAACUCGAAUAAAAUUGUCAUUCGCCAGGUUUCAAAUAACUGAGGCAUGGCUUCCCGGGCAGGACCGCGGGCUGCGGGCACGGACGGCAGUGACUUCCAGCACAGGGAGCGUGUUGCCUCACACUACCAGAUGAGCGUCGCCCUCAAGUCUGAAAUCCGCAAACUCAACAUCGUGCACCUGUUGCUGUGGGUGCUGAUGGCAGCUCAGGUGACCGUAAGCCAGCUGGGUCUGGUGUCCCACAAGACGAUCGCCUCUCCAUACCAGUGGGAGUACCCGUACCUCCUCAGCAUCAUCCCUACGGUCUUCUGCUUCCUGGCUUUGCCUCGUAACAACAUCAGCUACUUGGUCAUCUCCAUGAUCAGCGCCGGGCUUUUCUCAGUGGCGCCGCUCAUCUACGGGAGCAUGGAGAUGUUCCCUUUCGCCCAGCAGCUGUAUCGGCUGGGGAAAGCCUACCGCUUCAUCUUCGGCUUCUCGGCGGUGUCGGUCAUGUAUCUGGUGAUCGUCAUCGCCGUGCAAGUGCACGGCUGGCAGAUCUACUACAGCAAGAAGCUGCUGGACCAGUGGUUCACGAGCACGCAGGAGAAGAAGAAGAAAUAAGUCGGCGAAAGCGCGUAAGUUCAAACAUUGACUGCAGGGGGGCGGGACUGAUGCGGCCUAAAACUGCUUUUACAUACUUUGAUAAUGCCUUCAGUGUGUGACUGCUGCCAUCACUGUGUUCUAACAUGCAUGCCUCUGGCAUUUCAUCACUCUACUGUAAAGAACGUGUGGUUAUCCUCAUACUUUGUGCUACCGUGUUGCAGUGGUUAAAUAAAAGAAAUGUUGAACCUAAAA
Molecule: messenger RNA, 952 nt
Organism: Nerophis ophidion (straightnose pipefish)
Lineage: Eukaryota; Metazoa; Chordata; Actinopteri; Syngnathiformes; Syngnathidae
Gene: jagn1b
Product: jagunal homolog 1b
Exons: 4
Coding region: 167-718 (183 amino acids)
Biological process (GO): granulocyte colony-stimulating factor signaling pathway; endoplasmic reticulum organization; vesicle-mediated transport
Cellular component (GO): endoplasmic reticulum membrane
Source: RefSeq, a predicted model, not a curated record